This is a messenger RNA of Bacillus rossius redtenbacheri, 2458 nucleotides long. RefSeq lists its product as uncharacterized. The transcript is spliced from 2 exons. NCBI's taxonomy places the organism in Eukaryota, Metazoa, Arthropoda, Insecta, Phasmatodea, Bacillidae. Bases 305 to 1825 code for a protein of 506 amino acids. The record is from RefSeq and is a predicted model, not a curated record.
AAUAACUGCUUCUAUUUCUGUAAUGAUGAAUAAGAACUUACCACAUGAUCUUGUUCUCUAUGCAUUCAAUCUUGUUGAUUUGUCAUAAAUGUAAACAUCAUAUUUUGCCUUGAACAUACUUAAAAUUUCAUGUUUUAUGAUUGUUGUACCACUUGCACAGUAUUUCAUUGAAAGACAUCCACGAUUUACAAUACAAAAUUCAGCGACUGUCUCAGCAAUUUGACCACGAAGAACCACUCUUCAAAUCUUUAUUGUGCUAAAAGAUAUCAGUGUGUUUGUUAAGAUUGCAUAACUUUAUAUAAGAAUGGCAGAUCAAAGAACUGGCUCAAAAAUGAGACCAGCUGGAGAAAAUUUACAGCUGAUUACAGAGAAUGAGAUGACCCGGCCGAUAGUCCUAAAGUACCUCAAAGCAUGCGCACAAGUGAAGCCAUCAUGCAUCACUUUGGAUGAGCUAAUCGAGUACAGCGAUGAAUUCCCUAUACAGUUCCCAAUCGAAACUAUCCGAAGUGCUAGUCUCCUAAAUGAAGACGACGUUGAGCCGACAAUUUUAGACAGAUUUGCCAGGUCUGCAUACCCAAUACUGCACGAAUCAGUGCUCCCGCUUUACAUCAACUUUCUGCAGUACAAGAUGAUGUACGGCACUCGGCAGGAAAAGAGGGAGUACUGUAAGGUGGGCAUCGUGGAACUGGUCGAUCGUUUGCUCCGGAAGCGGGCGGUGGUGUUCUUAGGGCCGGACGACUACUACGUCCUGCUCAACGGCAUGCGGGGUCGUGGAAGCUGGGACGACGUGGGAAGAACGCGAUCGAGAUGCGGCCUCAAAUUAAGGGACUGUUUGAGCUAUGACGAGAUGAAGCUCUCUGCGCUCCUGUCGGUUUCGUCGUACAGUUACUUCAUAAACGAUGGCAGCAGAAACAACAUGGGCAUUCCGGCCAUAAACACGUACAACAUCGAGAGGAUGGGGGUCGUGAUGGGCUUGAUCGGAGCGAGGUUCGAGCGGCCAGGGAAGAUGGAGUGGGAAGAAGUGAUGGUCACAGAAGAGCAAAACACCGAAGAGAAUGGUUACGGUCCACUGGAGACCGCAAAAAUUCCAGAAUGUUUUUGGCGCCAGUUGUGGUGUCAAUUUUACGAUUUGGGGCCACACCUUCCGCUGUACACAGAAGUGGAGCAAGAUGUACGCCACGACACCGAGCGUCGCUACGAACCACUAGACGGUCAUUUUUUCGACAACACGGCGUACGCCAAUCGCUUGGCCGUUUCUUUCGAAACACUCCUGCUGGACAGCGAGCACCGAGCGUACAUCGCCGGCCGGCCCGCCUACAUACACGUGGUCGGGAUCGGCAUGGGCGAGUGGAAGAUCUCGCAACACCAGGAAACAAUCUACCUGGAUGCUUUCGGCUACGCACUGAGAAGGCUGCUGCCCCUCCUGCAGCACGUCGCAGACGUGGACUUCGCGUGGUUCAGGGAGAGAACUUGUUACGGCGUGCCGGACGGCGGCUCCUUCGCUUGCCGCGAGCCGCCGAGACGCGUGGACGUCCACUUCUCCAGGAGGAACCCUCACGACAAGCUGGCGGGCCCGCACGCCGACAAGCUGCUGGUGGUGUCGUACGCGUGGGACGGCAACGCCCUCCCGGGGAACGAGUUCUGGAUGGGGUCGUUGACGGCCUCCGGAGACCCCGCCCAGGCCUGCUCCAGCCAGAUCGCAGAGCUGCACAACCCGCACAUCAACAGGAGCCAGGUGUGUGGCAGCAACCUGCGCAUCGCGACCACGCGGUGGGGGGUGGUGCACGUGGCGCAGUACGCACGCUGGAAGCUCGACGUGUCGUGAUCGCACUCGCAGUCACGCUUCCGCGAGUGUCGCUCGGUAGAGUCAAGUUCAGACAAGUUAGUUUUACAUUCGUAAGCAUGUAUAACCCUUUACCGCGCAAGAGAAAAUUCAGAAAACUGCUCAAAAAACACUACAUAAGAAGUAAGGAAAUAAUAAGUAAUGUAAUCUGUGCAUACAUGUCUCCUAGUUAAUAAUAGUUAUUUUAUACCGUUUUAAAUGUACUCUACGUAGCAAAUCAGGAUAUUGGAAAUGCUGCCAUUGAGCUUACACUUGAAUAAAGUGCAUUUUAAUGUAAUAUUUUUUUUUUUACCUGUUGUGAUUAUCAUGAAUGAAAUUAAAAUCAAAUCAUAAAAUUCAAAGCAUCCAGCACCAAAUUAUAAACAUCAUAUAAUUCACACACACAGUAGUUUGGACUUUGUUGCAGAAUAUUCAAGGGAUGUUCAAUAAAGUUUUUUUAAAAAAUGAUAUUUAUCCAUGGUUAAUGAACUAUUGAUAAACUUUUAAGUGUAUGUGAAAUAAAAUGUCUAAAAUAAGUUAACAUUUCCUGGCACCAAUUAUAAGUAGUGCUUUGUAAUGUAGUACCAUUAUGUAAUCAUGCAAAAUAAAAUAGCAUCAAUAAAAGUUGUUUCAUUA